This is a messenger RNA of Monodelphis domestica (gray short-tailed opossum), 5227 nucleotides long. It is a transcript of the gene MTNAP1, whose product is annotated as mitochondrial nucleoid associated protein 1. The record is from RefSeq and is a predicted model, not a curated record. NCBI's taxonomy places the organism in Eukaryota, Metazoa, Chordata, Mammalia, Didelphimorphia, Didelphidae.
AGUUGAAAAGACAGCCGACGAGGGAUGUGCCCUUUUUGUACUCCGCUUAGGAGCAGCUGGAGGUAGCAGAUGGAGUUUCCCUGAAGGGAGGACGCUUUCAGGGAUUCCUAAAUUCCCUAAAAGAGAAAAUGGGAGCUUUCAGAGUGAAAGCCUGAGUUCUUAGGAGUCCUGGGGGCUGAUCUCCAAGCUCCCCUGGAAUCUUAGCCCUCGCUUUCCUGAGGGUUUAAAGCCGAGGGUGGUCCAGGUUCUGAGAACCACCCUCGUCCCACUCCCUCCAGCUGAGAGCAGCCUUUUCCUGGCAGUGGAUACGUAGAAGCCAUGAACCUACAAAACAGGAAGGGAGCCCAGACCCGACAAGGCUCCUUAGGGUUCUAGGCUUUAGAACUGCAAAGAAUUUGGGGAGUAAUUGAUUGUAUAUGGGAAAAUCGAGGCCCAGAGAGAUGUGACUUGCAUAAGGUAACAGCAAAACCAGUACUCGAACCCAGGUUUACAGACUUCAAAGCCUACGUUCUUUCUAUCACAGCGGUUGCUUGUACUCCCCUCCCCCCAUCCUUAGAAUCCAUAGAAAAUGAAUUGGAGAGGGAAGAGAAGGGAGGGGGGAGAUGCUAGAUUCCAAGAAGUAACAAGAAGUUCAAGAAUUACUUGAUGAGUGGAGAAAGGAAAUAGGGUGAGGGAAUUUAUGUAGGGAAGGGAAGAAAAACAGGAAAAUAUAAGUAUUUUCCCUUGAUGAAGAUGAUGUCACCAUGCUAUCCAUAAUGAAGGUAGUCUUCAAUAAAAUGAGAUCCUUGAGAGUAUGUACUGUUGGAUUUUUUUGGUCUUAGAACCCCCAGUGCCUAGCACUGUGCCUAAGAUGUAGGCACCUGUUGGUGAACCAGUGGAGCUGCUUCCUUACCCCUCAUAUCAUCCACCCCUCUUCCCAGCAGCCCAAUGGGAUUAAUUCCUCCCCUAUCUAGAGUUAAGGGGUGAGGUGGUUCACAGGACAAUUGAGAUUUGCAUUUUGAGCACUUGGUCUCCCAAAGGUUAGCAAUCACUACUUAAGUGCUUAAUAAGUGUUUGGUAGUUGGUGAUAGUGAAAAAGCAAGAGCUGACCAUAUAAAAUCAUUUCUACUUAGCUGGCAUAAGUACACUUACUCUUUGUAUUGUAGAUUCAUCCUCCUAAUUAUGAUUUCCUUGACCAUCAGAUGAAAUUAGUUUCAAUUUCCCAAGAAUGGACCAAUAUAAUUUAGGAAAAGGUGAAUAGGAAGAAUGCUGGGGAAGGAGAAAGAAACCUUGCUGUUAAAACUUGCUCAAGAAGCAGCUAGGUAGCAUAGAUCAUGACAGAUCUGGAGUGGGGAAGACCUGGGUUCAAAUCUGGCCUCAGACAUUUCCUAGCUGUGUAACUGUAGGCAAGUUACUUAACUCAUUUGCCUAGUUCUUGCCAUUCUGUUUUAGAAUUAUUACUAGGAUAGAAGGUAAAAGUUUAAUAAAACUAACUUGGUGCAUGAAUGAAAAAUUAGCAUCUUAAGUCCAUAGUAUGAGACAAACUGUGCUAAACUCUAGGGAUAAAGAUACAAAAGCCCAAACAGUCCCUGCUGGCAAGAUGCUUACAUUUUAAAGGCAGAUGGCUGUAUAUAUAGAGCAGUGAUGACCCAAGAACACUUUGCUCUGAUAAGUUACAGGAAUGGCAAAUGGACCCACUGGAGAAAGAGAUUAAUCUAGCCUAUCCAGGAACAUGGUUUAUGAUAUUUGAAUUUGGAGAGGAUAGUGAACUGAAACGUGUCUGGGCUUUUCUUACAAUACCUAACUAACGAACCAGUCACCAAUCAGAAAGAACAGGAAGCUGUUUCAGGGGCAUUUGGUGUGGAUGCUGAGGCAUUUGGUGAGAAGGUUGUGAAAGAUGUAGCCUCAGAUGGCAAUAUUUUAGGAAGGAGAGUAAGGAAAUGGUGGGUAGUGUGUAGAACUUGGAGUGAUAGGACCUGAAUUCAAAUUCUGCCUCAGAUGGCUUGUUAGUGGUAUGACUGUGGGUAAAUUACUUAAAUUCAACCUCAUUUUUCUUCAUCUAUAAAAUGGAGAUACAACAGCCUCUACUCAGGAUUGUUGUAGGAAUAAAAUUAAAAAGGUAACAUUUUCAAAGCAUUUUACAGAUUUUAAAUUUUAUACAACUUGUAAUUUUGAAGCAUUAUUUAUGAUAGGGCAUUUAAAUAAAGACCUAUUUUGUAUCUGUGAGAAAAUCUUCACUUGGGAAAACAAGCUUAUUUUUUUUUCCUUAGAAAGGAAGAGGUUAUUAACCAAAAACCAUUCCCAAGUCCCUUUCCUACUUCAUUUUUCUUGGCAGCAGAGUUUUUUUUGUUUGUUUGUUUUACCUGACUUCACCCAGGAAGGGGUUAUAGGAUUACUUUGAUAAAUGGAUUGGUCUGUCUGGUUUCAUUAUAUUUGUCAUUUAAGUUGCUUGCUCCACUAUCUAUUUUCUGGCUGUGGAACAUUCAUCUUUGCCUUUGAGUCACAAAUAAUUAUAGCUAUGAUAUAUUACAUAGAUUAGAUAUGUUUUUGCUUAAAGAAAAAAGUAUGAUAGGGAUAAUUGGCAAAAGAAAUUUGCACCUGAAAUUUGGAAAAUAUUAUGUAUAACUGGGUGAGGGAGGUGAGGGAAAAAUGUCACUGAUGUGAAAACAUAAGUAUCUGUAAAUCCUGGGAUCCCUGCGUCAAUAUUAAAGUUAAUAGAGACCUGUGAAUCUUAAAAACUACUCAGACUGUACCUUAGAAGAUUUAGUUUAGCUAUUCCCUUAUUGUAACAAUGGAGAUACUUGGUCUAACUAGAAUCAGGAAUGUAUUGGGAACUUUUAAAAUUACUCCACCCUAAUUAGACAUACCUUAGGGGAAGAUAAAAGUUGUAAACUCCUGAUUGAACAAUGAAGGUACAUAACUCAUACCUUAUAGUGAAACUAGAACCUUAAGCUAGGUCUAUUUUUAGAUCUAAUACAAAAAUGUGUUAAGUACCUGUAAAGGUUAAAUUAAUCACAAAAAGGUCAAGUAACUUACAAAAGGCAAGCUUAACAAAGAGGUAUGAAGAACUCAGAAGAUAUUAUCUAACUAGAGAAGGUGAGAAUCAAAGAAGGUGAGAACUAAGAAUGGGUAGUCCUGGAAAAAAGCAUCUACUGUGAUUGGUAGAUGUGAAAAUUUAGGGGAGUUUACAUAAGAGAAAAUUUUCUUUAAAAGGAAGGGUAAAAAGUCAGUUCAGAGGAAUGGAGUUUGGAAUUCAGUUCGGAAUUGAGUUAGAUUCGGAACUCAGUUCAGGAGAUUCAGUGGAGGACUGGAGCUUGCUUGGAGACGGUCUUGAGGAAGAUGGCUGACAUCUUAACCAAAAUGGAGCUAUGUCCCUACUGUAGGAAACAAUUUAAACGAUUAAAGUCUCAUUUGCCUUACUGUAAGAAGAUAAGACCUAUUCUUUCUGAUUCAAAUAUUACUUCCAAGGCAGUAAUCCUCCAAGCCCCCAAAAUAAAGGAGCUAUGGAAAAAAUCAGCAAAAGCUAAUGCUGAUGGUGAAGAGUCAUGUAAAGAAAGUCAAAGGAAGAGAAGAAACACAAACCUUAUAAAAGAUAAACUACAUAUUGCUGCCUUUGAAAUGGGAACCAAUGUGCAGACAAAUAAAGACCUGAAGAAGCAAAUUAAACAGAGUCCCCAAAUGACACAGACUCCUCCUAGACCAAGGAGGGUUUUUUUUCUGGAUGAGAAUAGGCUUCAGCUUUCUGCAGCAAAAAAAUUUACAAGAUAUUUACCUAAACCAAAGGAAGACAAGAGCAAAAGUCUUUCAGAAAUUUGGGGAAGCAACUCUUCUGAAUGCUCUUCUAUCAAAGAAGACAAAAGAUAUCCUUCAAGCUUCCUCAAUUAUAUGAAAAUUGAGCAACCAGGACAGAAAAUACUGGCAGAAACAUUAGAUUUACCUUUCAGUGAUCAGAGUUUUCCUAGUCUUGAGAGAAGUCAAAAUCCUUCUGCAACUUUACAAAGCAAUGAGAGAGGCCCUAAAACUAAUGACCCCAUCUCAGAAACCUCAUCCAGUGUCAAUAAUUCUGAGACCCAGAGAAGAAACAUAGAACCACUCUUCACAGGUAACUUGUAUAAGGCACUCCAAAUUGGGGGAAUGGAGAACUAUCACAUCAAACAUGGAGCAAAGAAAAAAGAGUUUCACUGUGGGCUAGAUGCAACUAGAAAGGGAAGUUUGAAUAGAGGAUUUGAAGGCAUUAACACAUCACCUGAGGCAGAAGUACUGAAAUUGGAUUAUGUGAGAGCUGGCCCUAAGAAACAUAUGAAUAACAGUGAUUUAGCUAUGGAGAAGAUACCUUACCAUGAUGAUGAUGAUGAUGAUAUAGCUUUGUUGUCUUCAAGGGGUUCAACUCAUGAAAAGUUUCUUUCUUUGGCAGAAUUUGGUAACCAAAGUCUCUCUGCUUUGGUUUUAAGAUAUCUACAAGAAGAGGAAGAUGGGUACCAGGCUCAGUUCAUUCAAAACAAUCCACUGGAAAGUAAAAAACCAAUUUCUUCAGAGUCUGACUCUGAUUCCAAAAGUUGGGUGUCCCAUACUGGAUGUCAUCGACAAUCUGUAAACCCAGACUGGCAUGGUGCUCCUAAAAACUUAAUCAAUGGUCAUGUCAAAGCCUCUGACAACAAGAGCCUACCUAGGUCCAUGGGCCUAGAGUGGUUUCCAGAACUUUAUCCUGGGUAUCAACAUUUGAGAGUAUUGCCAAGGAAACCUAAGCGAAGGAAUACUGAUAUCCAGAAACCUCACCACAACUUCCCAGAAAUGGAAGGAUUCUUAAAUGUUCCACUUUUGGAAAAAAGUCUGAUGGAUAUAAAGAUUGGAAACCUUCCAUCCUGGCUUACAAUGUCCAACUUCUCUUUAAUGGGGCUGCUGGGAACAGUUCAAAAAGCCUGGAUUAAAUACCAAAAAUAUAACAACUUGAAGAAGGGUAGCGUCGGUGGCAUCACCAUGCUCUUUGCUGGAUACUGUGUCCUUUGCUACAGCUGGAGUUUCAAACACCUGAAGCUGCAGCAUUGGCGCAAACAGUACUGAUCAGGAACCCAUGCAUCGUGUCAAGAGUUCUUCUGAUAGAUUGGGAGAAACACAGUGAGAACCACUGUAAUUCAUGUUAAAGCAAAUAUUUUACUUCAGAAGAGGAGAGAGGGAAUAGCAAAGUUCCUGAACCAUAUUUUUAAAAUAUAAUUAAAAAAAUUAGUGCUGAGACAUUAUUCUCAUUGUC